AAGACAUGUAAAUCGAAAAGAAGGAUCGUCAUCUUGGCAAAGCUCCAAUAGUAAAACGAAAACCAGUAGUCAUGGAUCUCUCUCCUGUUACCGAUGCUUUAGCCGUCAAGUCCUUUGACAAAAUCGCCGACAUCUGCGAUAGUCUCAUGCUCCAGGUUUCUGCGGAAGGAAUCUCAUUCCAGGAAGACUGGCCUUACGCUAUCCAUCUCCUCGCUUACUUCUUCGUUGACGAUUGUGAUAGUGCACGUUUCUUAUGGAAAACAAUACCUACGAGUGUGAAGGAGAGCAAGCCUGAAGUUGCUGCUGCUUGGAGGAUUGGUCAGAAGCUCUGGACACGUGACUAUGCUGGUGUCUAUGAAUCUAUCCGUGGUUUUGAUUGGAGUCAAGAUGCUAAAGAUAUGGUUGCCGCUUUCUCAGAUGUUUACACAAAAAGGAUGUUUCAGCUCUUGUUGUCUGCCUACUCGACAAUUACCAUCAGCGAUUUGGCUCUUUUCCUAGGCAUGACACAAGAUGAUGCCACUACUUAUGUUGUGGAGAAAGGAUGGACAGUGGAUGCAGCAUCUCAAAUGGUGACUGUGAAGAAGCAAGCGGUUCAAAGAGAGCAAAAGGUGGAUUCUUCGAAGCUGCAACGCUUGACAGAGUAUGUGUUCCACCUUGAACACUAAACUCUCUCCUAUUUUUAGAUAGCGGAAAACUGAAAAGACCAACCAAGAUUUUGUUUCAAAGAGACGGACGGCUCUAGUUUCAGUUUUUAAUGGGAGAUUUAUUUCACAACUGUUUUAACCCUGGUACUGAUAUGAGCAGCUGAUUUCGGUGUUAAAUUUUGAUCUUCCGCAUGCUAAAAGUAUAAUCAUCACAAAGACUCUUCUCAUCUA
Molecule: messenger RNA, 875 nt
Organism: Raphanus sativus (radish)
Lineage: Eukaryota; Viridiplantae; Streptophyta; Magnoliopsida; Brassicales; Brassicaceae
Product: COP9 signalosome complex subunit 8
Exons: 5
Coding region: 72-665 (197 amino acids)
Biological process (GO): COP9 signalosome assembly; protein deneddylation
Cellular component (GO): COP9 signalosome
Source: RefSeq, a predicted model, not a curated record